UGGCAUUAAGCUCUGGGAAGAAGAAAAAAAAAGGUCAUCCCUCGAGAAAUUGUGUUGUUAUUGACCGGCGGAGGGAAAAGAAGCGGGUCGAUAAGUGGAUCAGAUUUAUUAGCGGUCCAGAUUGGCUACAGCACGCCAAAUGCCAGAGGAGCCACAACAGUCUGUGGGACUGCACACCGCGCAUUUCAUUUAGGUUAGAGGAGCGCCAGACAGCGUGUCUACAAGUGCGGAGCAAUUUCAAGUGAAGGCACAGUAAACCAGCAGGAUGGAUCCGCUCAGACUGGCAGUGUCCUUCCACAUUCUUCUGUGUUCUGCAUGGGCCCGUCACUCUUACAUGGACAGCAUCCUCUCAGCAGGCUCAGCUCUCAGGUUUCUAGAUGAGCCGCUGACAUUUGACCCCUGCUGUCUCAUGUCACCGCCUCCACCGCCGCUCUUCCCUCCGCCUCCUCAGCUGUGGAAGCGUGGCAUCCCUGAUGGUAUUGGCGUGUUAGAGCCGAGUGUUUUUGGAGGAGAAGUACAGGAAAAGCCAAAACCUGUGAUACCUGGGUGUUCACCUGGACCUCCAGGACCUCAAGGACCCCAGGGCCCAGAGGGUCAUGGUGGAUUACCUGGCAUUAGAGGACCAAAAGGGGAGAAGGGAGAAAUUGGACGUCCGGGGUCAAAGGGCCGUACAGGGGCUCCAGGCCUGCCAGGGAAACAAGGACCACCCGGAUGGCCUGGUCCAGAGGGACCAGAGGGUGAGAAAGGGGAUCCAGGACUUAUGGGAUUACCAGGACUGAGGGGACCACCGGGGACAAAGGGUUUGCCUGGUUAUAAAGGAGACAAGGGGGGUUACGGUGAACCUGGAGCAGCAGGACCAAAAGGCGAUAAGGGUUCCAUUGGUUUGCCUGGGAUGCUCGGACAAAAGGGUGAGCAGGGACCAAAGGGAGAGCAAGGACACACAGGGAAGAGAGGACCUACUGGGCGGCCAGGGAAGAGAGGCAAGCAGGGUGGUAAAGGCCAUGCUGGAGCCCCAGGAGUCAUGGGACCUCAAGGACCCCCAGGUCAAAAUGGCCAUCCAGGACCACCUGGACCACCUGCUUCAGGUCUCUAUCUAGUCGGGGAAAAAGGAGAGAAGGGUCUUCCUGGUCCACCAGGUCUCUGUGACUGUGAUUCCACUGUUGGAGCAAAUAAUGCUCCUUUUGGAAGCUACACUCAACGGGGUGGCCCCAAUAAAGUUCCUGCAAUAUUUGUGGUGAACAAUGAGGAGGAGAUGGAGCGUCUACGUCUGGACAACGCAAUAGCAUUCAGGAAGGAUCAGAGGGUGCUCUACUUUAAAGAUAAAGAUGGAUGGAAGCCCAUACAGCCCUUCCAGCCCUUCCAGUCCACAGAGAAAGUCCCAGACAGAGUUGGUUCAUGCGGGGAUGGAAAGGUGCAAGCCCAGCAUGGAGAGGAGUGUGAUGAUGGAAACCAGAUUGUCACUGAUGCUUGUCUCAACUGUAAGUGGGCCUACUGUGGAGAUGGCUACAGACAUGAUGGCAUUGAAGAGUGUGAUGGAAAGGACUUUGGGUAUCAGACCUGCAAAUCGUAUCUUCCUGGGUCCUUUGGGCAGCUCAGAUGCACUGACUCUUGCCUCAUUGAUUCCACUGGUUGCAAGUAUUUCACCUGAACUUGAAAGUGGAAAAAAUGGUCGGAUUGCAACUUUGCAGUUCCUCUCUCUGAUCACGGGGAUUAUACUUCAGACUUCUACAGAAGUCUCACCCCUUAAAAAUAACUAAUGGACUGAGAGGGAGUCCUAAAGGAAAGCUCUUGUGCCUGCUCUGAGCCAUUAAAAGUCAUGGGAGUCAGCUUUGAACCGACCGUCUCCCCUGGAGGUUUACUUCAUUUAUUGGCCUCAGGGAGCAGCUUCCUGUUAACCGUCACACCACCGGCUGUAGUACUGUUAUGGACACUGGUGAUGGUGGGAACAUUUUAAUGAUUAAUGAUUGUAUCAUAUGAAAUACUUACAAUGUGUAUGACUUGCUGACUGUUGAUGCAAAAUAAGCUGUAUCCUGAACUACUUUUUUAAUAAGAGAGAAAAAGUCUUUUUUGAAGAAAAAACGGCAAUUAUAUUACUGAUACUAUAUAUAUUGUAGUAUGCAAAUCAGGGGUGUGUACUGUUAAUGUGUUUAUUCCUGUGCAAUGUAUUAGGAAACAUGUAUUUAUGAAGUGCAAUGCUGUGAUUUUGCAUGUAAAUGUGUACCAGAACACAGCAGACUGCUUUAUCCAGAGCUGUAAAUGUACUCGCCAAAGUGUGGCCCUCUUUAAGUGAAUGUUAGUAAUAAUUAAUACCCGACAGGAUGAAAAUGAAUGUCAUAAUGCAAGAAGAACACUUGAUUAUCACAGCAGCAUGAAGAAACUGCUCAGUUACAUCAAAAUGACUAUGAAUUAAUUCAGUAAAAUGUGAUUAGUUGAUAAUCUGCCUGCAUGACUGUAAUGUUCAUAAAACACUGUACACUAAUAAAGAUUAGGCCUUCA
This is a messenger RNA of Centropristis striata (black sea bass), 2496 nucleotides long. Its product is annotated as acetylcholinesterase collagenic tail peptide. The record is from RefSeq and is a predicted model, not a curated record. Gene Ontology annotation, molecular function: heparin binding. The coding region runs from base 266 to 1648 and encodes 460 amino acids. The transcript has 18 exons. Lineage: Eukaryota; Metazoa; Chordata; Actinopteri; Perciformes; Serranidae.